Myxocyprinus asiaticus (Chinese sucker) is the source of this 3601-nucleotide messenger RNA. Its product is annotated as glycine dehydrogenase (decarboxylating), mitochondrial-like. Gene Ontology annotation, molecular function: lyase activity; pyridoxal phosphate binding; glycine dehydrogenase (decarboxylating) activity. Gene Ontology annotation, cellular component: glycine cleavage complex; mitochondrion. The coding region runs from base 90 to 3170 and encodes 1026 amino acids. The record is from RefSeq and is a predicted model, not a curated record. Gene Ontology annotation, biological process: glycine decarboxylation via glycine cleavage system. Lineage: Eukaryota; Metazoa; Chordata; Actinopteri; Cypriniformes; Catostomidae. The transcript has 25 exons.
UUCGGAGACAUUUAGCGGGUUAUACACGGCGUGCGUGGUGGCUGAGAGACUCUUCUAUCCGACACAUCAAUACAUUUAAAGAGAAGAACAUGCAGAGCUGCGCUAAGUCGUGGGGUGUUAUCGUCAGCAGGUCGAUGAACGCCCGCGUGCCGUAUUAUAGGCAUAUUUGCAGCAAAGGUGAUGUUUUGAAGAAACUUCAUGGUUUAACUGCAGCUUUAUCUGCAAAUGCUCGCGCUCUGAGCACUUCACAAGUGUUGUGGUCCAGAAAGAUUGAAAGAAUCCUGCCGAGACACGAUGAUUUCUCUGAGAGACACAUUGGCCCGGGUGACAAAGAGAAGCGAGAGAUGCUCAAUACUAUUGCACUUGAGUCUGUUUCCCAGCUUAUAGAAAACACAAUCCCUGCAUCCAUUCGUCUGGGAAGAAGUUUGAAAAUGGACGAUCCUGUGUGUGAAAAUGAAAUUCUUGAGUCACUCCAAAAGAUCGCCUCAAAGAACAAGAUAUGGAGGUCCUACAUCGGAAUGGGCUAUUACAACUGCUCUGUUCCACAAGUCAUACAAAGGAACCUACUUGAGAAUUCUGGAUGGGUGACACAGUACACACCCUACCAGCCUGAAGUUUCUCAGGGGCGUUUAGAGAGCUUGCUCAAUUAUCAGACGAUGGUCUGUGACAUCACUGGAAUGGCAGUAGCCAAUGCGUCGUUGCUGGAUGAAGGCACUGCAGCUGCAGAGGCUAUGCAACUCUGCCACAGGCAAAACAAAAGAAGAACAUUCUACAUUGACCCUCGCUGUCAUCCUCAGACUAUUGCAGUUGUGCAAACCAGAGCCAAUUACAUUGGUGUGAAGACCGUUCUCAAACUUCCUCAUGAGAUGGACUUCAGUGGAAAGGAUGUUAGCGGUGUGCUCUUCCAGUACCCCGAUACUGAGGGCAGGGUGGAAGAUUUCACUGCACUUGUUGAUCGGGCUCACAAGGGGGAUGCACUGGCUUGCUGUGCCACAGACUUGCUGGCUCUCUGCGUGCUGCGUCCUCCAAGUGAGUUUGGAGUAGACAUCGUCUUGGGCAGCUCUCAGCGCUUUGGAGUGCCUCUCUGCUACGGUGGGCCUCAUGCUGCAUUCUUUGCAGUCAAAGACAAUCUGGUCAGGAUGAUGCCAGGAAGGAUGGUUGGAGUGACCAGGGAUGCAGCUGGAAAAGAGGUUUAUCGCCUGGCUCUCCAAACCAGAGAACAGCACAUCCGCAGAGACAAAGCCACUAGCAAUAUAUGCACAGCCCAGGCUCUUCUUGCAAACAUGGCUGCUAUGUAUGCUUUGUACCAUGGACCUCAAGGUUUGAGGCACAUUGCAGAGAGAACCCACAAUGCCACCUUGAUUCUAGCUGAAGGGCUGAAAAGAGCUGGGCACAAACUCCAGCAUGAGAACUUCUUUGACACGCUUAGGAUUAACUGUGGUGUGGCUGGCAAGGACAUUUUAGAAAAAGCCAUGCAGCGGGAGAUCAACCUACGGUUCUACAGUGAUGGAGUGCUUGGUGUGUCUCUGGAUGAAACGGUCACUGAGAGAGACUUGGACGAUCUGCUCUGGAUCUUUGGAUGUGAAUCCUCAGCUGAGCUUAUUGCUGAGAAGAUGAGUGAGAGAACUAAAGGACUGUUGGCAAGUCCUUUCAAGAGAACCAGCAAUUUCCUCACCCAUCCUGUGUUUAACAGUUAUCAUUCAGAGACCAAUAUUGUACGCUACAUGAAGCGUCUGGAAAACAAAGAUAUUUCCCUUGUGCACAGUAUGAUUCCACUGGGCUCUUGCACAAUGAAGCUGAACAGCUCAUCAGAACUCAUGCCGAUCACCUGGAGAGAAUUUGCAAACAUCCACCCCUUUGUGCCUUUGGAGCAGGCUGAAGGUUAUCAGCAGCUCUUCAGACAGCUUGAGAGAGACCUUUGUGAGAUUACAGGAUAUGAUAAGAUCUCCUUUCAACCAAACAGUGGUGCACAGGGGGAAUACGCGGGCCUGGCUGCAAUUAAAGCCUAUCUGAACUCCAAAGGAGAAUCUCACAGAACAGUUUGCUUGAUUCCUAAGUCAGCUCAUGGAACGAACCCUGCCAGUGCUCAGAUGGCGGGCAUGAAAGUUCAGGUUGUGGAGGUAGACAAAGAUGGCAACAUUGAUGUGGCUCAUCUUAAGGCCAUGGUGGACAAACAUAAGGCAAACUUGGCGGCCAUAAUGAUCACAUACCCCUCCACUAACGGUGUGUUCGAGGAGAAUGUCAGUGAAGUGUGUGAGCUCAUUCAUCAGAACGGUGGACAAGUCUACCUGGAUGGCGCCAACAUGAAUGCACAGGUGGGAUUAUGUCGACCGGGAGACUAUGGCUCAGACGUUUCUCACUUGAACCUCCACAAAACCUUCUGCAUCCCUCACGGUGGUGGUGGCCCUGGGAUGGGACCAAUAGGAGUGAAACAGCAUCUCGCUCCCUUCCUUCCCAAUCAUCCAGUCGUGAACAUCCAGUCCAGCAAUGCAUUGUGUUCUCUGGGCACCAUCAGUGCUUCUCCCUGGGGCUCCAGUGCCAUCCUGCCUAUCUCAUGGGCUUAUAUUAAGAUGAUGGGUUCAAAGGGUCUUGCGCACGCUACGGAGGUGGCCAUCCUUAAUGCCAAUUACAUGGCUAAAAGACUUGAAAAUCACUACAAAAUUCUUUUCAGGGGCUCAAAAGGCUUUGUUGCACAUGAAUUUAUUUUGGAUGUGCGUCCAUUUAAAAAGACUGCAAACAUUGAGGCAGUUGACGUAGCAAAAAGACUGCAAGAUUACGGUUUUCAUGCGCCUACCAUGUCCUGGCCUGUGCCUGGAACUCUAAUGAUUGAGCCCACAGAGUCGGAGGACAAGGCUGAGCUGGACCGAUUCUGUGACUCGCUGCUGGCAAUUCGACAAGAAAUUGCAGACAUUGAGGAGGGCAGAAUGGAUUCAAGGGUUAAUCCUCUCAAGAUGGCUCCUCACUCAUUGGCCUGUAUUACCUCCACCACAUGGGACAGACCUUACUCCAGGGAGUACGCUGCUUUCCCCAUGCCUUUUGUGAGACCUGAGACCAAGUUCUGGCCAACAAUUUCAAGGAUCGAUGACAUCUAUGGAGACCAGCAUCUCGUCUGCACCUGCCCACCCAUGGACAUCUAUGAGUCUCCAUAUGAAGAAAGGGCUUCCUCAUGACCACAUUACACACAUCAUCAUUAUCCAAACGAACCAUUCCCAUCAAAUAUGGUACGAUUCAUCUCUUCCCUGUGAUUACAGUUUCUUUGGUAAUGUUUUUGGUGCCUCAGAUUAUCUAUUGCAUAUAAUGCACAAAUAGCUGGCCUUGCCCCGCUCUUCUGUUACUCUACUAAAACAAUCCAAAUCUGAUUCAGAUACUGUAAUCUACCUGUAUAAUGGUUCUUUUUUUUUUUUUUUUUUUUUAAGAUAUAUAUAUAUAUUUUUAUUUACGGUAUGAAAAUGUUUGGGUGUUUUUGGUCUGUAUGUAGGCUUAACUUGCUAGCACUGUUCUCAAUGUUAACACAAAUUUUUAUAGAUGUAAUGUUUUCGAAUUAUUUAAGAAAUUGUACUAGAGCCUGUUUGUUGCAAUUUAAUAAAUAUUUUAAAAGGGA